Messenger RNA from Cylindrotheca closterium, 1668 nucleotides. Lineage: Eukaryota; Bacillariophyta; Bacillariophyceae; Bacillariales; Bacillariaceae. The record is from the annotation of a GenBank genome assembly.
AUGAGUGAAGCAAGUGGUAGGGAUUACGAUGAUAUCUACAUGCCAACAGUACCUCAACAGAAGGCGAUCAGUUUUCUGGUCUUGCCGUUUUGCUUGUUAUCAUUUUUGGGGUCGGCAGCUAUUGUUCGUUAUGUGCUGAAAGACAAGAAGAAAUCAGCUUACAGGAGACUGAUGCUGUCCAUUUCAAUCUGCGACAUGAUAUCUACAUCGAAUUUUGCGUUUCAUCCUUUUCUAGGACCUGCUGAUAGCAUCAGGGCGUGGGUAUAUUUUGUGGGGAACGAUGCAACAUGCACUGUACUCGGUGCACUUGGUCAGUUUUCUUGGUCGACACACCUAUAUACUGCAUCUCUGUCGUAUUAUUUUGUGCUGACCGUCCGAUAUGGCGUGAGAGAUGAAGUUUUCGCCAGGAAAUUGGAACCUUGGAUUCACGCUGUCGUUAUGACAUGGUCAUUCUCCACUACUAUCAGCGGAAUAGUGAUGGAUGCGUAUCAUGAAAGUGAAACCAGUCCAAGCUGUUGGGUGUCAGCCAAGCCAGGCGAAGACUGUUGGAAUGAUAGUUGUGGUGCCGAGAGACUUGCUUGGAUCUUUGGAGGCAUUCCGAACGUAUUCUGUUUCCUGUCUGUCACCAUCAACAACAUCCUAUUGUACCGUUAUGUCCGGAGAACUAUUGUUACUAGCCAGAGGAAUGCCAGACUAGCGGAGGAUAGAAUGUCAAAGGAAUUCAGCCAAAGGGAUUUAUCAAUGGCCGAUAUGAAAGAGUCUUUGAGUCCAGUAAGCAAACAGGAUGCGCCGAGUCCUCAAAACAAGGAAAACGGGAGUGAAAAACCAAUGUUUGCUUCCUUCAGGGGUACUCGCAAACCAAAGAGUAUUAUGCGGUCUUCGGACAGACUAUGGGAAAGGGUGCGACAAGUGGGUAUCCAGUCCUUUCUAUAUGUCAGUUCCUACAUUCUCUGCUUUGGGCCGACUGUUAUUAGGCAAAUGCUGGAUGGAAGAGGCGUCGAAAAGACGGAAGGUGCGAGGAAGAUCUUUCUUCCCUUGCUAUUCAUUCAGGGCAUCCUUUUACCUUCACAGGGAACAUUCUUCUGCAUCAUCUUUUUUCGCCCCAAGUAUUUGCAGAAUCGGAAGAUGCAACCCGACAGAUCUCGAUUUUGGGCCGCCAUCAGUGCAAUGAAAGUGGAGAAGAAACGGGUCUUGGUGAUCCAGGAACCUCCAAAACACAACCGACGCGGCACUGAUAAUGUUCUAAAGGCAGUCGACGAGAAUCAAGAAGUAGCGGAUGUGGAUGCUGGCGAAGCUGGUGUAACACGACUAUCAGAAAUGUCCGACAGUAGCAGCGUCGAUUCGGUCAUGCCAUCUGUGUCAAGUCGGGUGGAUACUACUGCCGGUACAUCGACCCAAACAUCAUCUCCUGCAGCACGAAGGUCGAUCAUCUCAAUCUUGAGUGGGGCUAGUCACCGAAGAAGCACAGCAUCCUCGGGGGAAGAUAUAACUGCUACAUCCAUGUCGUGUUCGAGUGAUCUGAAGCUGAGCAAUAAUUUCUCAUCGGCUGCCGAUCAUCCUGAAGGAUCGUCUUCUCACGAAGCCUCUGAAUCCAGUGAUGCAAAACGAACUUUUUUGAGGGUGGAUGGCUUUGAUAUUCCUGUGAACUCCUCGCUUUACAGUACAUGA